Messenger RNA from Anarrhichthys ocellatus (wolf-eel), 846 nucleotides. Its product is annotated as transcription factor LBX1-like. Gene Ontology annotation, molecular function: DNA-binding transcription factor activity, RNA polymerase II-specific; sequence-specific double-stranded DNA binding. The transcript is spliced from 2 exons. Gene Ontology annotation, cellular component: nucleus. Gene Ontology annotation, biological process: regulation of transcription by RNA polymerase II. The record is from RefSeq and is a predicted model, not a curated record. Lineage: Eukaryota; Metazoa; Chordata; Actinopteri; Perciformes; Anarhichadidae. Bases 1 to 846 code for a protein of 281 amino acids.
AUGACCUCCAGGGACGACUCCAAGUGUUCAGCGGUAUUGGAGGAGCCGAGGCGCAGUCCGCUGGACCAGCUGCCGCCGCCGGCCAACUCCAACAAGCCGCUGACCCCUUUCGGCAUCGAGGACAUCCUCAACAAGCCGUCGGUGAGAAAGAGCUACUUCUUGAGCGGCGCGGCGCACCAUGUCUCCCCCGGAGAGAAGCUGCCCUCGGCGGGCCACGGCCUGUCCGGCCGUGCGCUGCUCAGUCAGACCUCCCCGCUCUGCGCGCUGGAGGAGCUGGCCAGCAAAACCUUCAAGGGCCUUGAGGUCAGCGUGCUGCAGGCCGCCGAGGGCCGGGACGGCCUGACGGUCUUCGGCCAGAGGAACAACCCGAAGAAGCGGCGGAAGUCCCGCACGGCGUUCACCAACCACCAGAUCUACGAGCUGGAGAAGCGCUUCCUGUACCAGAAGUACCUGAGCCCGGCAGACCGGGACCAGAUCGCCCAGCAGCUCGGUCUGACCAACGCACAGGUCAUCACCUGGUUUCAGAACCGGCGGGCUAAGCUCAAGCGGGACCUGGAGGAGAUGAAGGCGGACGUGGAGUCCGCCAAGGUCACGGGCACCGUGGCACUCGAGAAGCUCUCCAAGCUGGCCGAGCUGGAGAGGUGCGCGGCCGGCGUUAUGGCCAGGGAGACCGUCUCCGAGCCCGGCCCGGUCUCCUCGCGGGCCCGGCACAACAACGCCGACGGCCUCGACUACAGCAGAGCGCGCAUGUCGCCUCCCUCACCCGCAUCGUCGUGGUGCACAGACCGGCUGAGCAGCAAGUGUUGCUCGGAGGAUGAAGAUGAGGAGAUUGACGUGGAUGACUAA